AUGGACUACCAGGACGUGUACUGCGAGAAUGCGCUGAUCAACUAUGCUAGGCCUGAUCACCGACAACAACGAGACAGGGAGGAAGUCAGAGACCUGGCCGACAACAACCUCUCCCUCAGCGUGAUCAAGGAGAUGGAGAUGAUUGUGGACUACAGGAAAAAGAGGACCGAGCAUGCCCCCAUUCUCAUCGACGGGGCUGCAGUUGAACAGGUUGAGAGCUUCAAGUUCCUUGGUGUCCACAUCACCAACAAACUAACAUGGUCCGUCGUGUACACCAUGACCGUCGUGAGACUGCCUGUCUCUGAGCCUGCCUGUCUGCCUGCAGGGGCGCUGUGCUACGCGGAGCUGGGCACCAUGAUCACUAAGUCUGGAGGGGAAUAUGUGUACUUGAUGGAGGCCUAUGGCUCAGUGAUGGCCUACCUCUACUCAUGGAGCACCAUCAUGGUCCUAAAGCCCUCCUCCUUCGCCAUCAUCGCCCUGAGCUUAGCAGAGUAUGCCUCCACGCCGUUCUACCCAGGAUGCACUCCUCCCAUUGUGGUCACCAAGUGCCUGGCUGCAGCGUGCAUAUUUAUGAUCGUGUUGGUGAACUGUCUCAGUGUGAAGCUAGCCAGCUAUGUCCAGAACUUCUUCACUGCAGCCAAGCUUCUCAUCAUCCUGGUCAUCAUAGUGGCGGGCAUUGUCCUCUUGGCACAAGGAAACACUGAGAAUCUGUCCAACCCAUUUGAAGGAGCCUCAACCUCCUUUGGAUCCAUUGGACUGGCGUUUUACAACGGGCUCUGGGCCUACGAUGGGUGGAAUCAGCUGAACUUUAUAACAGAGGAGCUGGAAAACCCAUAUAGAAACCUUCCCCUGGCCAUUAUCAUUGGUAUUCCCUUGGUGUCUGUGUGCUAUGUGCUGGUCAACAUUGCCUACUUCAGCGCCAUGACCGCUACGGAACUACUACAGUCUCCCGCUGUUGCUGUGACUUUUGGUGACAGAGUGCUGUACCCCCUGUCGUGGGUAGUCCCUGUGUUUGUCGUCUUCUCCACCUUCGGAGCGGCCAAUGGGAGCUGCUUCACAGCCGGCAGGUUGACCUAUGUGGCAGGAAGAGAGGGUCACAUGGUAAAGAUAUUGUCCUAUAUCAGUCUGAAGCGUUACACUCCUUCCCCUGCCCUCAUCUUCAAUGGUAUUCUGGCCGUAUUCUACAUUAUCCCAGCAGACAUCAACACCCUGAUCAACUACUUCAGUUUCGCCCAGUGGGCUUUCUACGGCCUCACAGCUCUCGCUCUCAUCGUCAUGCGCUUCACCAGGAAGGAACUCAAGAGGCCCGUCAAGUGUCCCAUUCCCAUAGCAGUGCUGGUGGUGAUAGUGUCCUGCUACCUGGUCCUAGCACCGAUCAUAGACAAGCCAGAGCUGGAGUAUCUGUACUGUACCAUCUUCAUCCUCAGCGGUCUGCUGCUCUACUUCCCCUUCGUUCACCGCAGGUUCAGCUGGACACGCAGGGUCAUGAGGCCAAUCACCAUGCACCUCCAGCUGCUGAUGGAGGUCGUUCCUCCUGAGAAAAACGAAUAGAGGAAGAUAAUAAACAGCCUAAACUGACUGAUGUGGACAAAUGUAUUUGUGCAUCCCAAAUGUUACCCUUUUCCUAUGUGGUGCACUACCCCAUAGGCCCUAGUCAAAGGUAGUGCACUACUUAGGGAAUAGGGUGCCAAUUGAGACACAAAUUUAGAAAUGAAGGUUCUGUACUGUCUCAUAAUGAAGGUUCUGUCCUGUCUCAUAAUGAACCUUCUGUACUGUCUCAUAAUGAACCUUCUGUACUGUCUCAUAAUGAAGGUUCUGUACUGUCUCAUAAUGAAGGUUCUGUACUGUGUCAUAAUGAAUGUUCUGUACUGUCUCAUAAUGAACCUUCUGUACUGUCUCAUAAUGAAUGUUCUGUCCUGUCUCAUAAUGAAUGUUCUGUACUGUCUCAUAAUGAAUGUUCUGUACUGUCUCAUAAUGAAUGUUCUGUCCUGUCUCAUAAUGAAUGUUCUGUACUGUGUCAUAAUGAAUGUUCUGUACUGUCUCAUAAUGAAUGUUCUGUCCUGUCUCAUAAUGAAUGUUCUGUACUGUGUCAUAAUGAAUGUUCUGUACUGUGUCAUAAUGAACUAAUUGACUAGAUAUAGGAGGUCAAUGGCUGCAUCUCAACUCACACACUAUGGUCCCAUUGGUCUGUGUCUCAAAUCACACCCUAUGCCCUAGGGAACGGGGCACCAUCUCAAAUCACACCCUAUGCCCUAGGGAACGGGGCGCCAUUGGAUGCUUCUCAAAUCACACCC
This is a messenger RNA of Oncorhynchus nerka (sockeye salmon), 2294 nucleotides long. RefSeq names its product b(0,+)-type amino acid transporter 1-like. NCBI's taxonomy places the organism in Eukaryota, Metazoa, Chordata, Actinopteri, Salmoniformes, Salmonidae. The record is from RefSeq and is a predicted model, not a curated record. Gene Ontology annotation, biological process: amino acid transmembrane transport. The coding region runs from base 1 to 1551 and encodes 516 amino acids. Gene Ontology annotation, molecular function: L-amino acid transmembrane transporter activity. The transcript has 12 exons. Gene Ontology annotation, cellular component: membrane.